AUGGCCUCCCAACUAGGGCCGCCGACGGCGAGAUAUGCCCCACCUGCUCCCAGCACCAUCACUUCUAUAGGCGACGACCUUCUCCGCGAGAUCUUCCUCCAUCUCCCCUCCCUACCGAGCCUCGUCCGCGCCGCCCUUGCCUGCCGCACCUUCCUCCACGCUGUCCGUUCGUCCCCCGUCUUCCGCCGGGGAUUCCGGUCGCUCCACCCAUCCCCAUUCCUUGGCCUCUUUAUCGAGUCCUACAGCUGUUCCCUCCCUUCUUUCGUCCCCCUCCGCCGCCGGUCCGACCCGGACCUCGCCGCCGCAAUACGCGGCGGCGAUCUCUUCCUCACCCGACUCCCGGAGGACAACGACGACCCCUCUCCCGGGUGGGAGAUCCAGGGCUGCCAAGACGGCUACGUCGUCCUGCUCAACCGGAGCACCGAACAGAUUGCCGCCUACAACCCCCUCACACUGGCUCUGGAUUUCCUCCCUCCACUGCCCCAUGAGAUGUCCCGCUCCCGCUCCCUCGAGAUCCACGUCGUCUUCUCCCAAGAGGGCCAGGGGUCGUUCCGUGCGGUCUGCGUCCGCCACGGCAGGUCCCUGCGGCGGGCGCGGGCGCGCAUCGCCGUCUUCUCAUCGGACGACAGGGGCAAGGGGUGGCUGGUUAUGCCGGCGGUGGACACCGCGACGCCACAGCCUGGGGAUGGUGGAGUUGACAAGCCCAUGUUUCACACUGGCACCCUGCCCCUAAAAGGGAAACACUCCACAAACUUCAGGCUUGGUCAGACCAAGGACGGCGAGCUCUGUAUCGUUUGCGCAGACGACUCCCGUGCAAAGGAGUGGACGCUUGCUGUUUGGUUCUGGAGAGCCGACGAUGGCGGUGUCAAGAGAUGGAUGGAGAAGAGGUUUCCGUUGCACAAGUUUGUUGAGUUCACCGAGUGUUCAGGAGAAGAUCAUGUCGUGGUGAACAGUUUGGCAGUUGUCGACGGCUUUGUGUACCUGUCUAGUUACUGUCACGCAAGUACUGAAUCUCCUGAGUGGUUUCUAUCCUUCUGCCUUGAAACAGCGGAGCUUAUCAAACUCUUCCGGGGUACAUUUGACAGCCCUCUCCAUCCCUACAUCAUGGCCUGGCCACCUUCUUUGGUAUGCAACAAGUCAUGCAAAGAAGCUUUGGUUAGUGAUGAUGGGGCAAAAUUUGCAGAGAUAGAGGCCUUUUUACUUUCGAGGGUGAGAAGAAGUCUGAGCAAAAUGGCUGCUCUACAUACAGAAUUGACAACUGCGAGGAGUCACAUCUUGAGGAUAGGUGUUCUUCGAUAG
Molecule: messenger RNA, 1299 nt
Organism: Triticum turgidum subsp. durum (durum wheat)
Lineage: Eukaryota; Viridiplantae; Streptophyta; Magnoliopsida; Poales; Poaceae
Source: the annotation of a GenBank genome assembly